This is a messenger RNA of Aphis gossypii (cotton aphid), 2175 nucleotides long. RefSeq names its product katanin p60 ATPase-containing subunit A-like 2. Bases 380 to 1627 code for a protein of 415 amino acids. The record is from RefSeq and is a predicted model, not a curated record. Gene Ontology annotation, molecular function: ATP binding; ATP hydrolysis activity; protein binding. The transcript has 8 exons. NCBI's taxonomy places the organism in Eukaryota, Metazoa, Arthropoda, Insecta, Hemiptera, Aphididae.
AAUUCACGUUCUUUCAUUAAAUAGAAAAUAACUAAAGUUUUAUAACAAUGAUAAGAUGUGAUUCAUUAAACAACAGCACACAUCAAGGACGCGAUUAUGUUUUGCCUGAACCGAACCAGAGUCAUAAUCGUGGAAAAUAUAUUGAUGCUGUGUAUUCGCAAAACAAAGACAGCUAAAGUUAAAAAUAUUGAUGUAGCAGUCUCCUAACAGUAAUAAAUAUUAAACAACUCGAUAAAUAGGAAAAAAAGAAGAAACAAGAAAGAAAAAAAUCAAUCCUUUAUUUGAUAGAGAAUUUUUUAAGAUUCGAAGGGUAUGAAUUAUAUUCAAGUAUAAAUUUUAUUGUUUAUACGGAUACACGCGUACCAGUCGUAAUGUAAAAAUGUACAUCAAAACAGCAUCAACAUUAAUAGAAGAAGCUUGUUUAAAUACAAAUAAUCAUGUAGUUUGUGAUAACAUAGACUUGGAUACUAUUCUUAUAGAAUACGAAAACUAUUAUUUUUUACGUUAUCAGAAAAAACCACAAAUUAGUAAAUCGUUGGAUAUUGCAAAAUCUGAUACUCUUAAUGCUACAAAAAAUAAAACCAAAAUUAGUAAAAAAUCAAAUACAAAUCAACAUUCACAAGAUAUUCAAACAAUAGACACUAAUUUUAUUACAGUAACUCCUUUAAAUAUUUUUAAUGAAUCCUUAGAAGAAGAAUAUUGUUUGCCUUCUAUUGAUCUCGGAUAUUGGAAGGACGAAUGGCGAGUAUACGCAGAAAUUAUAUCAAAAGAAAUUUUAGUCACUAAUCCAAAUGUAAAAUGGUCAGAUAUUAAAGGACUUUCGACGCCUAAGAAGUUAUUAGAUGAGGCUAUCGUAUUACCAACAAAAUAUCCUGACUUAUUUACUGGACUUUGUACCCCGUGGGCAGCAAUGUUAUUAUAUGGUCCUCCUGGUACAGGAAAAACAUUGCUUGCUAAAGCGGUAGCGACUGAAUGUAAAACUACAUUUUUCAAUAUCACACCUAGUACACUUGUUGCUAAAUGGAGAGGAGAUUCUGAAAAACUUAUUAAAGUAAUGUUUGAAAUGGCAGAACAAAUGUCACCAAGUACAAUAUUUAUUGAUGAGUUAGAUACAAUUGCAUCGAAACGUAUUGACCACGAAGCUUCUCGUAGACUAACAUCUGAAAUAUUAAUACAUAUGGAUGGUCUCCUACGUUCGGAAAAACGAAUAUUUCUAUUGGCAACAUCAAACCAUCCGUGGGAAUUAGAUCCUGCGAUUUUUCGUCGUCUUGAAAAACGUAUUUUUGUUGAUUUACCGGAUGUUAAAGCUAGAAAAGAUAUGUUUAUAUACUAUUUAUCGGAAAUGCUACAAAAACACAAGUAUAUCAAAUGCGACAUUGAUAGUGAUAGUCUUGCUCAGGAAACUAAUGGUUAUUCUGGUGCAGAUAUAAGACUUGUAUGUAAAGAAACAGCAAUGCAGGCUAUGCGUUCAAUAUUUCAAGUUUUAGAAAAAAAAGCUGAUAAUAAAAUCAAUUUUACAAUAACAACUAAAGAAGUCAAUAAUGCAAUUUCAAAAACUAAACCAUCAACAAGUGAGGCAGAUAAUAAUAAAUAUAAAAUUUGGCAAUCACAAUAUGCAUCAUGUUAACUUCAAGAUGAAUUAUUUAAACGUAGGACCUAAGUAUUAGAAUACCUACAAACAUUUUUUUUUUUUUAUAGGUACCUAUAUAGGAGCUUAUGAAUUAAUGUAUUUAUAUAAUAUAAAAUAUAAAAUUACUAAUAUAAAUUUUUAUAUAAAUAUAAUUAAUUACAAAACACUUAUUCUUAGUACACACCCUAAAACACAUGAAUAUAAAUAAAUGAUACCUUUAUAUAUUAUGCUUUUUUAAUCACACGGUGUAAUUCACACCUAAUACGCAGGGUGAUUUUUUAAUGUUUAAUCAAACAAAAUAAAUUAGGUACUUAUUUCAAAAUCUAUUAACAUUUUUAAAUAUAUUUGUCGUGCGUAAUUUACAGUCGAAAUAAAACAUUUUUAUCGUUAUAAUUUUUAAAUUUUUACUUUUUUGAAUCAUGGCAUACAUUUUUAUAUUCAUAUUUUACAUCAAAAUAUUUAGAAUAUGAUUAGAUAUGAUAAGUAUAACAGUAUAAGUAUUUACUAUCUUUUGAUUACCUAUAAUAAAUAAUAUAUUAUUAUUA